CGUCUCCAUUAGAAAAUGACGUCACCGUCACAAAAUGGAAGCAUCGAUGUUGAUUAAUUGCGUUAUGUACUAAUUUACUUAGAAGGCGGAUAAAUACAUCGAUGAUGUUUAUAUAAUUAUAAAGGAGUGUCGUAUAAAGUUUUUUCUAACGAUUCUUUACUAGAAUCGAGGGUCGAUUUUGUAGGAAAAUGCCUCAGGAUAUACAAACGAAGACUCUGGUCUCUUCCCUGCUAAUCAACUAUCGAUACGUAGAUCAAGCCAAGAGAGACAUCUGCAAUGCUCUACAGUUAUACAAAAGUCUAUAUCCGAAACGACAGCAAUUUGUGUUUAAUGAUGGUUCGAGCAAGGAAUUAGUGUGUCUUGAUGGUACGAUACCUGUUCCAUUUAAAGGUAACACAUACAACAUUCCUGUAUGUAUAUGGAUAUUAGAUGCGCAUCCAGAAACACCACCAAUGUGUUACGUCAAUCCCACACCAGAAAUGGAAAUUAAAGCUUCUAAAAGUGUAGAUAUGAAUGGGAGAAUAUAUUUACCAUAUUUACACGAUUGGAAUUCUAAGAAUUCAGAUCUUGUUGGAUUAAUUCAAGUUAUGAUAAUUGUGUUUGGUGAUACGCCUCCUGUUUAUUCAAAACCAAGAUCACAAGAUCCUCCUACUUCAAAUUUGCCCUAUCCAACACAGAUUUCAGGUGCAAUGCCAAUGCCCAACGUGGCGGGAUCCGGAUACCAUCCCUAUCCGCCGACGUCUGGGGCGUCAUCCUAUCCUUAUCCGUAUCCAACUAUGCCAAGCUAUUCCAACACUUCUCAAGGUUACCCUUAUCCAUAUCCAUCUGCCUAUCCUCCCCAGAACACAAACUCUUACCAGUCUGGCGGUUGCUAUCCUCCGUCGUCUAUUCCUUCGAGCACUCCCAGUAACACUGGAACCAUUUCCGAAGAACACAUUCAUGCGUCUCUUCUUUCCGCAGUGGAAGACAAACUAAAGAAGAAGCUGAGAGACGUCCUGUCGCAGACUCAUGCAGAAAUGGAAGUCCUGAAAAAGACUCAGGAUGAUUUGAACAAAGGAAAAGUGCAUCUUACGGAACUUGUAAAAAAACUGCAAGCAGAACAAAUGGAACUGGAACGAAACAUCUGCAUCCUGCGAGAGAAAAAUCAGGAAAUGAAAGAAGUGAACGCCAAAAUGGAAAACGAACAGGCCAUAGACAUAGAUGAAGCGGUGGUGACGACGGCACCUCUAUACAGACAGUUACUAAAUGCCUUCAGCGAGGAAAAUGCCACAGAAGAUGCCAUCUACUAUUUGGGAGAGGCGUUGAGAAAAGGGGUUAUAGACCUGGACGUCUUUUUAAAACACGUCAGAGACCUGUCGAGAAAGCAGUUCAUGCUCAGAGCCUUGAUGCAGGUGUGUCGACAGAAAGCUGGACUCCCCCAUUAGAGAAGAGUGUGACCAGUGGAGGGCGAGCGAUUCUUCCACCGUCUCGUGUAUCAUCUCGGAUUCCGAGAAGGGGGUUCGGAUCCGGCCACGAGAAGUUCCGAAGUCGGAGGGGAACUGUUAUAAGCUUUAAAAGAAUGCACCAAAUAUAAACAGAUUGUACGUAAACUGUUAUUUGUCGGUUUAGACCAAUACUCCGUCACUCGAAAUUUAUUAAAUGUUUUGAGAAAUUAAA
Centruroides sculpturatus (bark scorpion) is the source of this 1656-nucleotide messenger RNA. It is a transcript of the gene TSG101, whose product is annotated as tumor susceptibility gene 101 protein-like. Gene Ontology annotation, biological process: endosome to lysosome transport; protein transport; protein modification process. The record is from RefSeq and is a predicted model, not a curated record. Gene Ontology annotation, cellular component: ESCRT I complex. Gene Ontology annotation, molecular function: ubiquitin binding. NCBI's taxonomy places the organism in Eukaryota, Metazoa, Arthropoda, Arachnida, Scorpiones, Buthidae. The coding region runs from base 189 to 1424 and encodes 411 amino acids. The transcript is spliced from 11 exons.